AUGGCGGGCGCGGGCGGCCGGGGCUGCUGCCUGCUGGCGCUGCUGUGCGUGCUGCGGUGCCCGCGCGCGGCGGCCGCGCCACCCGCCGCCGCCUUCCUGCAGGACGUCCUGCAGCGGCACGGCGACGGCGGCACCCUCAGCCUGGCGCAGCUCAAGGCGCUGCUCAACCGCCUCGACGUGGGAGUGGGGCGCGCCAACGCGUCCCGGCCCGCCAACCUCUCCCGGUGCUUCGGCUCCGCGGAGCUCUUCGCCAUGCACAACCUGAGCGCGGCCUCGCGCCUGGGCGCCCGCGAGCUGCAGGACUUCUGCCCCGCCGUCCUGCAGCAGCUGGAGUCGGGCGCGUGCGCCCCGGAGAACCUGGAAAACGAGGAGGACGAGCGGACGGAGGAGAGCCGGCCCAGCGCGGCCGAAGUGUGGGGCUUUGGUUUUCUCAGUGUGUCGAUGAUUAACGUGGCCUCCCUGCUCGGAGUCUUCAUCGUGCCGUGCACCCAGAAGGCCUUUUUCAGCCGGGUCCUCACGUUUUUCAUCGCGCUCUCCAUCGGCACGCUGCUCUCUAACGCGCUCUUCCAGCUCAUCCCAGAGGCCUUCGGCUUCAACCCUCAGGAGGACUACUACGUCUCCAAGUCGGCCGUGGUGUUCGGCGGCUUCUACCUGUUCUUCUUCACUGAGAAGAUCCUGAAGAUGCUGCUGAAGCAGAAGGACCAGCAUCACCACGGGCACAGCCACUACGGCGCCGAGGCGCUGCCCUCCAAGAGGGACCGGGAGGAGGGCGUCACCGAGAAGCUGCAGAACGGAGACCUGGACCGCAUGAUCCCCGCGCGCGGCGGCGAGCUGGACGGCAAGGGCGCCGCGGGCGACCACAAGGUCGUCGUGGGCUCGCUCUCCGUGCAGGACCUGGCGGCCUCGCAGAGCGCGUGCUACUGGCUCAAGGAGGUGCGCUACUCGCACAUCGGCACGCUCGCCUGGAUGGUGACGCUCAGCGACGGCCUCCACAACUUCAUCGACGGCCUCGCCAUCGGCGCCUCCUUCACCGUCUCCGUCUUCCAAGGCAUCAGCACCUCCGUGGCCAUCCUCUGCGAGGAGUUCCCGCACGAGCUGGGGGACUUUGUCAUCCUGCUCAACGCCGGCAUGACCAUCCGCCAGGCGCUCUUCUUCAACUUCAUCUCGGCCUGCUGCUGCUACGUGGGCCUGGCCUUCGGCAUCGUGGCCGGCAGCCACUUCUCGGCCAACUGGAUCUUCGCCCUGGCCGGAGGGAUGUUCCUCUACAUCGCGCUGGCUGAUAUGUUCCCCGAGAUGAACGAGGUGAGCCGCGAGGACGAGCAGAACGGCAGCGCGCUCACCACCUUCGCCAUCCAGAACGCGGGGCUGCUCACGGGCUUCACCAUCAUGGUGCUGCUCACCAUGUACUCGGGCCAGAUCCAGAUAGGGUAGGACCUGCCGCCCUCAGAGACUUCUACCCAUUUUUCCUUUUUUUUCCUUUUUUUUUCGGGGGGGAGGUGGGGGGGGAAAUUCUCUUAUUUUCUUUUCCUGCUGCGUACGAUGGUACCUGUGCGGGCACUGACAGCACAAAACACUACAGGAGAAGAGGCAUUGCUUUUGAAACUAUUCCACGGACUUCAUAUUAUUAUGAUUCCAGGGGUGGGGGGGCUAAAUCCCCUUUGCCCAAGGACCGGCUUGGCCCAAGGAUCUCUUCCCAAUGUCGUAGCCGUCCCCUCUCCUCACGUCUCCCAGGAAGGACGGAGUUGGGCUAUCGGAGCUCCUCUGGCCUUGCAUUCGGAGCUGCUGCGGGAUGCCCUGGCAGAGCCGGCCCGAGGGGGUUUAAGCACAUUCGGGUUAGCAGCACACAGAGCAGGGGAGGCCGGAGCGUCUCCCGCGCAGGUCAGACACCGAUACCUCCCCCGGGUUCCCUGCGGCCCCAAGGAAGAAAAUCCUCCCACUGCUUGUGCGGGGCGGCUGCAGAGAGGGGCACGAGGGCAGAGCCGGGACGAGGUCCCGCGCGGGCUCCCUGCCUGGGGAAAAGCUCUUUACACUGUGACCAAGCGCACGAUGGCAUCUGCGAUGGGACAUCUGCUUUUAAACACUCAUGCUGCGGAGUUGCAGAGGUUCCGGGUGGCGAGGGGUUUGCUUUCUGGAAGAGAAAAAAAGUGAAAAAGGAGACCGCGAACCUCUUUAGGUUGUGUGUUUAGGGAGAGGCUAAUGAAGAGUGUUGCAGGUGCUUCAUGACUCUGCUUUGGGGCUGGUUUUCCCCAGAUUCACUAGGUGAAUUGACUUAUUAUCAUAUUGAUAAUGUUGCCCAUCCCAGCCGUGUCGCCUGCGGUUCCGUUGCAGCCCUCUGUCUCCUGCACCCGCCCCGAGUGGCCUCCCGCACCCAGCGGGAAGGACUCGGUGGCCGUGCGGCCAAGCGGGACCUGGGGCGGGUGGCUCAGCCUUGUGCACGUAGCACCGGUUUGGGGAAGGAAGGGUGCUGAGGAAAAUGCUUCGGGUUCUGCAAGGUGAAUGGGAAGGUUGCACCCCGCUUCCACCCACCUCAGGGUGGGGGACGAGCCCCCAAACGCAGGGGGGACAUCAGCGCUGUCCCGCAGCAGUGCCGCCCGUCUUGCUCGGUGCCUGGUUGUAGCUCCCAGUUUGCCUUAGGUGAGAGCCAGAUUUCGUUCCUCUUACGCUCCUAAUGGCCAUCACCGCGUCCCUAGGUGCCCAAAAUGUGGCACUGCCAGGGUCUUUGUAGCCCCCAGGCUCUGCUGGGUCCCACUGGCAUCCCGAAGGGAAAAUACCAGAGCUUCUUGGGAGCACCCAGGGGCGCAGCGGGAAUGUGUCGCCCUGGCCCUUGCUGCUGCCUAGGGAGAUGCUCAGUUGUUGUUCCCGCAGAUGCCACCUUUGGGCAUCUUUUGGGCACCUCCUCAGUCGUCCCCUACAUUUGUCCCCCCGGGCGUUUCCUUGCCAUGUCCAGGCUCAGAGCUAGGUGGCUGGCGUGGUCACCCGGUGGCAUUUCUUGUGUGACCAGCACCGUCCCAAGGUGCUGGGUCCCGGGGGCAGCAGGGCAGCGCUGGCCUGUGCAGCGGCCCCCCAGGACGCAGGUUCGGCUCGAAGUUGGGCCAUGACAAACUCCUACAACGCCCACUAACAUGGCGGGGCGAAAGCAAGCCCUUUGGCGGGUGGCAUGCCGCUUAUCUCUCAAGGAAGUGUUUGGAAAGCACUGUAUUCCUGGCAGUUUUCCAUGGGGCAGAGGGCACUGCCCACGGAAUUCACGGCAGGAUCCACGAGCCCGUGCUCUCCCCGUCGUAAGUUUAACCCAAUUUCCAGCCCACCGAAUCAGCUCCGAGACUCCGGGGGUCCAAAGCCCCUUGGAGAAACAAGGCUCCUUGGCUGGGAGCUUUGGGGGACCUUCCUGGGACCACCGAAGGGCAGAGCAGCUGUUGGGUGGUUGGUACCAGCCUUUGCGGACGGGAUGGAGCCAGUGGGAGACGGAGGAGGGAAGGUGACAGCACCUGAGCUUGCGUGGGGUUUUUAAUCUGUUUCCCUCUCCCGUGUCCGGUUAGAAGCUCAAGUUCCAUCUCAGUAUUUUAAUAACUCAGGUGUCGUAAGAAGUACUUGUCGAAACAAAGAACAUAACUUAUGUCGUGUGA
Nothoprocta perdicaria is the source of this 3623-nucleotide messenger RNA. RefSeq names its product solute carrier family 39 member 14 (gene SLC39A14). The record is from RefSeq and is a predicted model, not a curated record. The transcript has 8 exons. Gene Ontology annotation, molecular function: zinc ion transmembrane transporter activity. Gene Ontology annotation, biological process: intracellular zinc ion homeostasis; zinc ion import across plasma membrane. Lineage: Eukaryota; Metazoa; Chordata; Aves; Tinamiformes; Tinamidae. The coding region runs from base 1 to 1431 and encodes 476 amino acids. Gene Ontology annotation, cellular component: membrane.